This is a messenger RNA of Mesocricetus auratus (golden hamster), 1280 nucleotides long. Its product is annotated as protein FAM76A. The transcript has a single exon. Bases 33 to 809 code for a protein of 258 amino acids. Lineage: Eukaryota; Metazoa; Chordata; Mammalia; Rodentia; Cricetidae. The record is from RefSeq and is a predicted model, not a curated record.
CGGGGCGGCGGUGAGCACCGCCCGGGCUGGACAUGGCGGCGCUCUAUGCCUGCACCAAGUGCCACCAGCGCUUCCCCUUCGAGGCGCUGUCUCAGGGGCAGCAGCUGUGCAAGGAAUGCUGGAUUGCUCACCCUGUUGUGAAGUGCAUCUACUGCAGGACUGAGUACCAGCAGGAGAGUAAAACCUAUACAAUAUGCAAGAAAUGUGCUCAGAACGUGCAGCUGUAUGGAACGCCUAAGCCUUGUCAGUAUUGCAACAUAAUUGCAGCAUUUAUUGGCAAUAAAUGCCAGCGCUGCACGAAUUCAGAGAAGAAGUAUGGACCUCCAUAUUCUUGUGAGCAGUGCAAGCAGCAGUGUGCGUUUGACAGGAAAGAUGAUGGAAAGAAGGUAGAUGGGAAGUCGUUGUGUUGGCUCUGCACACUGUCAUAUAAGCGUGUCCUUCAGAAGACCACAGAGCAGAGGAAACAUUUGAGCAGCUCUUCUGGAGCCAGCCAUCAAGAGAAGGAGCAGUACAGCCGCCUGAGUAGUGGCAGCCAUUACAGCAGCUUUUCCCCAGACCUGGCUCUGGAUUCACCUGGCACUGACCACUCUGUCAUCAUUGCCCAGCUGAAGGAAGAGGUAGCCACUUUGAAGAAGAUGCUGCAUCCGAAGGAUCAAAUGAUCUUAGAGAAAGAGAAGAAGAUCACAGAACUGAAGGCUGAUUUUCAGUAUCAGGAGUCUCAGACUCCGGCCAAAAUGAAUCAAAUGGAGAAAACCCACAAGGAAGUCACAGAGCAAUUGCAGGCCAAAAACCGAGGGCUUCUGAAAUAGGCAGCUGCUUUGUCCAAGAGCAAAAAGUCUGAGAAGUCAGGCACUAUAACAUCUCCGUGAACACCCCGAGAAGGCUCCCAGCAACACCAGCCAGUGCUCCUGGGUCAGGGUUGGCAACCUGGCUGUUCUGGGAAUUGUGCUUUCCUACAAAAUCUCUAUUUUCUUACCGUUCCCCUUCUUUGUGCGAAUGCAGUGGGCUGAAUGGAAACACCUGGUUUGUGCCAUGCUAUGACUGCAUGCUGAGCGUGUGGGAUUUCAGACCUGCUCCUCCUCCUCCGCUCCCCUCUAUGUCAGUACUCGAUGUUUCCCAUAGUGGUCACUGCUCAGUGUAAUGUGCAGAGUUUCUGUCUGCUGUCACACCUGUCGUCCGCUGUGCAUCACUGCCACCCUCUGAACCUUGAAAACUGCCACCUGAGACUUUGUGCAGUGAGAGAGCCUUUCUCUCGCUGAUAAACCUUUUGCUUCAGGGUA